Molecule: messenger RNA, 1617 nt
Organism: Cladophialophora yegresii CBS 114405
Lineage: Eukaryota; Fungi; Ascomycota; Eurotiomycetes; Chaetothyriales; Herpotrichiellaceae
Exons: 2
Coding region: 1-1617 (538 amino acids)
Biological process (GO): carbohydrate transport; transmembrane transport
Cellular component (GO): membrane
Molecular function (GO): carbohydrate:proton symporter activity
Source: RefSeq, a predicted model, not a curated record
AUGGCCCCUACCACAGAGACCAAGGAGUACUCCGUUGAGGAUGCUCCCCCUGCCAGUACCAGCGCACCCUCCUCUCAGAAAGCAACCAAGCAAAUGAUCUUGAUCGCUCUAUAUGUUUCGCUUGCUGGCUGGAUCUUCAACUUCGAUCUGGGCUUCGGCGGCACGGUCCUUCAGAUGGCGCCAUAUAGGAAAUCGUUCGGCCGGUGUGCUCCCAAGACCGACCUCGAGACAGGCAUCACAGCAGUGGUGUGUUCACAGACGGCGCUUCAACAGGGUCUCGUCUCCUUGACACUGCUCUUUGUCGCCUUGGGGGGCGCCAUCAGCGGCAUUACAGGCAACUACCUAGGCCGUCGAGGCACCAUGCAGGUGGGUGCCUUGUUCGCGGCCAUCGGAGCGGGAGGCAUGCUGGGCACGGCCGGAAACUUCACGGCCUACCUGGUGUGCAAGUGCAUUGGCGGGGUCGGGCUCGGCCACAUCAUCGCCGCCGCGGUGGUCUACGGAGCGGAGUGCACCGUAGCCAGCAAGCGCGGCAUGCUCCUCGCGCUGUACAACAUCGGCUUGGGCUCCGGGAACGCCGCGGCGGCAGCAGUCUGCUGGGGCUCAUCAACAUACACGCACAGCAAUCUGGCCUGGCAAAUCCCCAUCAUCUGCCAGAUUCCCCUGUCCUUCAUUUUGGGGUUCGGCGCCUUGUGCUUCCCCGAAUCCCCGCGCUGGCUGCUGACCAAAGGCCGCGAAGAGGCGGCCAGGCGAUCGUUCGCCUGGUUCUACGCCAAACCGGCCGACCACCCCGACGUGCUCCUCCAGGUGCAGGACGUGCAGCGGCACAUCGACAUGGAGCGGCUGUACGGCUCGACGACCAGCUGGACCGAGAUCUUCCACUCGUCCAACCUGCGGAGAACGGCGGUGAGCGCUUUGAUCAUGGUCGGGUUGGCCAUCACGGGAUCCAAGUUCGUCGGCCCCUACGGCGCCAUCUUCCUGGCCAAGGUCGGCAUCAAGAACGUCUUCCUCAACAAUUUCUUGGCCGCGGUGUGCACCAUGGCUGGGGCCAUCCCGGGGCCUUGGGUCAUCGAGUACGGGGGCCGCCGCUUCGCCAUGCUCUCAGGGUACACGAGCAUGACGAUCUGCAUGUUGAUCAUUGCGGUUGUGGGCUCGACGCUCGGCCAGGCAAGCAAUGCCGCCAAGGUGGUCUUGCUGGUGUUCCUCUUCCUGUGGGCCUUCUUGUUUGGCAUGUUCAUCGGCACGAGUGUCUGGAUCGCGGCGCCCGAACAGCACAACAUCCGGCUCCGGACGUACGGGCAGGCGUCGACGACAACGGUCUAUCAGAUCUUUGGCUUCGCGGCCUCCUUUUACGGGCCCUACAUGCUCAGCGCGGACUACGGCAACAUGGGCCUGACUGUCGGCUACUUCUAUGCCGGAGUGACCUUUGCGAUGCUGGUCUUGACGUUCCUGCUUGUUCCCGAGACGGCAAGACUCACGCUGGAGCAGAUCGACGAGUAUUACUUCUCUGGCAGGCCCGUGUGGAAGACGUCGACGAGCAGGAACAAGAUGAUCGCAAAAGGACAGAUCGUGGACCACUCGCCUGCGCAUGAGUACCCUGCUGGCAAGCUGGACGAGUGA